UCCCUUUUGUGCUUUGAGUUUGGUUGUUCUUCUUCAUAUUUUCUCUUCCCUUGUGAGGUUUUGGGUUUUCCUUUGUGUUUGUUUCUUCUAGAUCUUUUGAUAUCAAAGGUGUGUGAGACCAAGUGGGCAAUUUGAGGACAUGAGGAUGUUGGCCUUCAAAGUUUAGAGCUUUGUCUAAUGGCUUUUAUAGGUGCAGUUCCUUCAAUUUGUACUUCUGGUGUGUGAAAAGUACAAGGGAAAGUAAAAAGAUUUGAAUUUUUCACUAGGGUCAUCACAAAACAGAGUAUUUACAUAUGGUCACUGAGAUGGAGGGAUGUACAAGGAAGGAGGAGGAGGCAUGUCCGCAGCUCCUAGAUUUAAUUCCUAGACAGAGAGACUGGCUUAUGAACAGAGAUAUUGAAGGCACCAGCCAUGGAAGCUCCUCCUCAGAGGAGAAGAAGCUUGAGCUCAGGCUUGGCCCUCCAUGCCAAGACUGGUCAAUGGAAAGAGAAAGAGAUGAGAAGUCUCAGUCCCUUCUCUCUCUUGGGUACUUUUCUUCCCCCAUGUUCUCCAACCAAACCCAGAAACUUAUUUCUUCUUACCAGCAGCAGGCAAAAGUCGGAUCUUUUGUUCACCUGCCUGUCAACUCCAACAAAGCGUCACAGCCCUGUUGCAGUAAAGUGGUAGACUUGCAGAAUGCAGAAAGGAAAGGGUUUUCACCAGCCCCUGCAGACACAGCUGUGCUCCCCAACACCUCUCAGAAAAGAACUGCUCCUGCUCCGGUUGUGGGUUGGCCUCCAGUUCGAUCAUUUAGGAAAAAUCUUGCAAGCAACAACUCAUCGAAACCUGCGGUUGAAUCCGAAAAUGUUGUCCAAAACAAAGUUCCUAGUGGUAAACCAGUUGAAACCAGCAGACAGGGUCUGUUUGUGAAAAUUAACAUGGAUGGAGUUCCUAUCGGAAGAAAAGUGGACCUCAGUGCCCAUGACAGCUACCAAAAGCUCUCCUCCGCUGUCGAUGAACUCUUCCGUGACCUUCUCGCAGCUCAAAGAGAUUCCUGUGCUGGUGGAACCAAGAACAAGACAGGGGAAGAGAAAGAAAUCACAGGUUUAUUGGAUGGAAGUGGAGAAUAUACCCUAGUUUAUGAAGAUAAUGAAGGAGACAGGAUGCUCGUUGGGGAUGUCCCAUGGCAGAUGUUUGUGUCGACCGUGAAGAGGCUGCGUGUGCUCAAGAGCUCUGAACUGUCUGCACUUCGUCUUCGUAGCAGCAAGCAAGGUAAGAUGCCACUUUGACUCUGCAUUCAACUGAAGAAAGAGGAAUUUUAAUCUCAAGAAUCCACCAUUGAAGUUUGUAUUUUGCAGUAGACUUGUAUUGUGCGACUUAUCUGAAAUUUUGCUUCAGUAAUUUCUGUCGAGGUAGGUAGGGACCCAAGUGGCGUGCGGAGAUGUAUGGGAUUGUGUUUGGGCUGAAAAUCCUAUCUAUGCCUCUUGGCUCUUGUAGAAAAAAGAGAAGCAAAGAAUGUGCUUUGGGUGGCACAUCACUUUGCCAUAUUGUGCAUUCUGGUCAUUAUGUUACGCUGAUUUAACCGAAUGUCACAUUAUUUACUCUUA
Pyrus x bretschneideri (Chinese white pear) is the source of this 1586-nucleotide messenger RNA. RefSeq names its product auxin-responsive protein IAA26. The transcript has 6 exons. Bases 294 to 1268 code for a protein of 324 amino acids. Gene Ontology annotation, molecular function: protein binding. Gene Ontology annotation, biological process: regulation of DNA-templated transcription. Gene Ontology annotation, cellular component: nucleus. NCBI's taxonomy places the organism in Eukaryota, Viridiplantae, Streptophyta, Magnoliopsida, Rosales, Rosaceae. The record is from RefSeq and is a predicted model, not a curated record.